This is a messenger RNA of Myripristis murdjan (pinecone soldierfish), 3771 nucleotides long. Its product is annotated as AT-rich interactive domain-containing protein 3B-like. Gene Ontology annotation, cellular component: nucleus. The record is from RefSeq and is a predicted model, not a curated record. Gene Ontology annotation, molecular function: DNA binding. The transcript is spliced from 9 exons. Gene Ontology annotation, biological process: regulation of transcription by RNA polymerase II. Lineage: Eukaryota; Metazoa; Chordata; Actinopteri; Holocentriformes; Holocentridae. Bases 253 to 1998 code for a protein of 581 amino acids.
UCCAAGUUGGGGGUGUAGGCCACUCAGUCAGAGACAAUCAGAGAUGUUUGAGUUUCCAUGCGCAGUGACCAGGGAGGUAAAGCGCAGGCAUUAUUACCCCUCCUCCAGCUCCGAUCACUCCUACCUCCACACUACCGGGGGUUUAAAUCACAUUUGAUCGGAGCAAUCUCUUCCUUAAAAAAUCUGGUCAUGCAAGGUGAUUUGUUUUGCUGGCGGAAAGACGGAAAAACUGUUAGAUAAGGCCUGCUGGUGAUGAUGGAUUACUCCAAGGCGCAAAUGUCGAGCCUGUCGGAGGAGGGAGGCUCCGGGGGGUCAGGGUGCUACCAGGCCAGUCCAGUCGGGGUGAAGUUGGAGGCUGUGAUGGAGCAGCUGCAGAAGCAACAGGAGGCCAAACUGGAGAUGGACCGGCAAGAGAAACACCUUCGUCAGGCCCAGCUCCUGUUUGCCAAGCAUGCUGCCGCUGCAAGGGCGUCCGGCUCCAGACUGGACUCGGCAUUCUUUGUCAAAGGAGGGGACGGGGAGACUGAUGAAAUGGCACAACAAGUUAUAGACAGCAAUCUGAGCAAAACAGAUCCAAAGGCUGAAAAGGAGGGGAGAAAUGAAGACUCUGAUAUGGAUGAUGGUGAUGAGCGGGGACUUGUGGAGCCUGAGGAGAACAAUGAGGUGGAGGAAGAGGAGGAGAACAGGCCAUCACACCAGGUCAAGAAGCCUCGACUCCAGCAGGAUUCAGCUUGUGUCGCCCCUUUCUCUUUCCCUCCGUAUUCACCUUCUGCGAAACAGCUGGCCACCUCUCCACCUUCAGCUGUAAAACAGGAGCCUGAGGACAGGGACCUGCUGUCUCCUGGGGGUCAACACUCCUUCACCUCACCCAAUGGAUUUGCUGAUUGGAGCUAUGAUGAGCCAUUUAAGCAAAGGGGAAGUACCAUGUGGGCUGAGGAGAAUGAUGGAGGGAAAGCACGGGGAGAACCAUCCAGAGACUUUGCCAAGCUUUACGAACUGGAUGAUGACCCAAACCGGAAGGAGUUCCUCGACGAGCUCUUUGUCUUUAUGCAGAAACGAGGAACUCCUGUGAACCGCAUCCCCAUCAUGGCCAAACAGGUGCUGGACCUGUACCGGCUCUACAAGCUGGUGACAGAGAAGGGCGGCCUGGUGGAGGUCAUUAACAGGAAGAUCUGGAGGGAGAUCACCAGGGGCCUCAACCUCCCCACCUCCAUCACCAGCGCAGCCUUCACCCUCCGCACCCAGUAUAUGAAGUACCUCUACCCCUUUGAGUGUGAGAAGAAGGGGCUGAGCUCCCCAGGUGAGCUGCAGGCGGCCAUCGACAGCAACCGCAGAGAAGGCCGACGUCCCAGCUACAGUAGCAGCUUGUACCGCUACUCCCCCUCGCCCAGCUCCGCUCCACACUGCCUCCUCUCCUCCCCCAAGAUGCAGACCAACCCUACUGGCCAAAAUGGCCUGAAUUCAUCCCCCAGUCCAUCUUUCGCUAGAAACACAGAUGAGACCUCCACACCUGUACUCCCCAGCAGGCUGCCCAUGGCACUGGCCCUCGGGCAGCAGCAGCAGCUGGCACAAGCUGCCACCCUGGAGCAUCUCCGAGAAAAGCUGGAGAGAGGCGCUGGGGCCGGUGCAGCUGACGGUCCAGAGAGGAAGAUGGUGAGGCUUGCAGAGGAGCAGCAGCGUCUUAUGCAGCAGGCCUUCCAGCAGAACCUGUUGGCCAUGGCCUCACACUUCAACCCCUUGAACCUCAAACUUAACAACGGGCACGAAAGUAAACAGGACUUGUCUCUGAGUAUCUCCACCAAUGGAGCUGCCAGUAUCAGUGUAUCUGUGGAAAUCAACGGCAUCCGUUACUCAGGAACGCUGUUUGCCCAGAAGUCACCUGCAGCUCCUGUGGUGUCGCAGAACAUAACGCCUGCGGGAACAAGUGGUUUCAGCGCCCUCUCCUCCUCGCACAGCCCUGCCUCUUCAACUUCCUCUUCCUCAAAGGGACCAAAUUAAGGCUCUCAACUGGUGUUUAAAACCAUGCUUAGUGAAAAAGAGUGCAUACCUCUCUUGUCAGACAAGAACUAUAUGAACUGUAACUGUGUUGCUACGCAGCUGUACACAUUUGGUUUCCCAUUUGUACACAUAAGCAAUGCAGUCAUUUGGAGAAAUCAAUUCUAACACAUGAAGCAAUUAGAAGUUUUUUGUAGUUUUGUUUUUCCAUUGUUUUGACAACAUUAUACGCUUUAAUUAAGAGUCUUAUUAGGAGGACAUCGGACAUGUUUGACCCUCCAAAUUAACUAUAGAUUCAGAUCUCAGUUUACUUUAGUGCCUGCUAGAGGCUGUUUUGAAAUGUAGCAACAUACUCAUGUCUCAAGGCCUUGGCUUGAAAGCGUCUGUUCAGAAGCAUCUUAAAAGCACAUGAGUGCAUGAUGAGAGCCAAUACUCAGCCUCUUUAGCUAUUACACAUACAGCUAGUUAAUCUGACCAUUCUCCAGCCACCUCUUGCCACAGCCAUCAAUAGAACAGCUUGGUUGCCAAUGCGCAGCUAAUGAAGACCAAAAAAGCCUUAGCUUGAUGUCUCAGCUCCCAUCUAUGAUCAAUUUUCUGCAGCUAUUUUGUGUCCCUCGUGGUAAACAUGUGGUCAAUUUGAAUGGGGACUGCUGUGAGUGAAAGCAAUCUAUAUUUCCGGUAGCAGCUCUGAAGGAUGAUGUAUAUUGUCACUUCCACAUAAAGCUUGUAUCUUUGAAAUAUCAAGCAGGAUUUGAGAGAAAAGCCUUGUUUUUUUUUCUUCUUCUUCUUUGGUACCUCAUGUUUUUGACAUGUAGGCAACAAUGAAGAAUGUUACAUUUCACUGUUAAAGGGAAUACGCCUGUAUUUUGGGCAACAUACCCUUUUUCUGACUUACCCAGACUCAGACAUGAUGUUCAAUACCAAGACUUGUAUUUCAAAUACACAUGAUAUACUGUGCAGAUGAGACAGCUUCAGAGUUGCUGUAAGGUUUAUGUUUUCACUUUGACAGAGUUAGGCUAUCGACUCCCAUAGAAUUCAGGUCUUUAUGCUAAGCUAACAUGAAAUGCUACCCAUAGGAAUUGGACCACUCAACAUGCAUGGCAUCAAACCUUUUGUCUCAGUCUGGGUAAGUCAGAAAAGGGUAUUUUUCCCAAAACGCUGGAGUAUUGCUGUAAUCAUUCGUCUUGGUCUCAAAAUAAUGACACAUUUAUUAUACAUUAGCUGCCAAUUAAAGACAAAGAUUUGAGAUGCAAAGUUUCUAUCGGAAACUAUAUUUGGAAAGAUAGUGAUGGACCAGUUACCUCAUUGUACUUUCCAUGUUGGGAAGUAACUUUCUCAGGAAAUUAUUCUGGACCAGGAUGGAGUCAUCACUAUUCACUUCUAACUGUUAUACUGUAUUUCAUACUGAAUUGCUGUGUUGUAUUUUAUAUUGUACCAAAAAACAGAGAAUGUAUCUUUAAUGACCUCAAGCUUUGACCUGAAGAGCAUUUUGGCAUUUGAACACUGAAACAGCGCUACCUCACUCUUUUUAUAGAGAAAUAUGUCAUACUUAAUGAAGCAUAUGCUGAUUUGGUCAUUUGCGUAAAUUGUGGUGAAAUAUAAAUGGACAAUCAAGUGGACACUAUCAUAUCUGUCAUGGCAAACAAAUGGCUCUGUGAAUUUGACAAGUCUUUACAUUUAAGAUUAAAGUUAAAGCCUGUUUGGUCAUUGUAUAAUAGAUGUCCUAUAUGAACAUGGCCAUAAGGAAUAAAAAAAGUCUUAUGUGUGAUGUAAGAA